Molecule: messenger RNA, 1023 nt
Organism: Guyanagaster necrorhizus
Lineage: Eukaryota; Fungi; Basidiomycota; Agaricomycetes; Agaricales; Physalacriaceae
Product: carbohydrate esterase family 4 protein
Exons: 12
Coding region: 94-834 (246 amino acids)
Biological process (GO): carbohydrate metabolic process
Molecular function (GO): hydrolase activity, acting on carbon-nitrogen (but not peptide) bonds
Source: RefSeq, a predicted model, not a curated record
UACUCGCUUGUGUGAGGUGUAUAAAGUCUCUCUUAAUCCUCCCUCUUCCUUGCUUUUCGCCCCACUCCUCUUUGCCACCCUUUUGUUAUCAACAUGCUGGCCUCUGUCGUCUUCGCUUUUAGCUUGAUAGUGUUCACGACUGCUGCUCCUCACUCGAAGCGCCAGCUUGCACAGGUGAUCAGUAGCUGCACCCAACCGAACACGGUCGCACUUACUUUUGACGAUGGUCCUUGGGAAUACGCAGAAGUCGUUAGCGAUGCUCUCACCUCGAAGGGCGCCAAAGGCACAUUCUUUUAUAACGGAAAUAAUUACGAGUGCAUUUACGACCAAGCUGAGAUCGAACGAGUGCAAUACGUUUAUAACGCUGGUCACCAACUUGCCUCACACACUUGGAGCCAUCCCGACCUAACUACCCUGACUUGGGAUGAAAUUCAUGAUCAGAUGUGGCGCGUAGAACAAGCCCUAGAGAGAAUUGUCGGCGUUGUUCCCGCAUACAUGAGGCCCCCGUACGGUAAUUAUAACGAUCUAGUGUUAGAGGCCGCCUACAUAAGGGGGCAGCAGGUUGUCCUCUGGGAUUUCGAUUCUGGAGACUCCGUUGGCGCCUCCGUCCAGGAGAGCGAAAGUACUUAUGACAGCACUAUCAGUCAACACCCCAGCACGAUUCUAGCAUUGAAUCAUGAGACGUAUGAAACAACUGCUUAUGAUGUGCUUCCAUAUGCCAUCGACGAACUGCAAGCGGCCGGAUAUUCUCUUGUAACACUUGCUGAGUGCCUUGGCGAAUCACCGUACCAGAGCGUCGGCAGCCCACAAGUGAAUGAUGGAUGGACCUGUUAAGUUGCCUCGUCAUUUCAGCACGAACUAUGUCAUGAUUUGGACUAUUCUGAUUGUGGACUUUUUCUUAUGCUAUCGGCACCGUUCGCUGCGGCAUAUUUCGUUAUGAUCUUACUAGUUACGCUUUCUGUCCAUUUCUAACGAAUACGUGAAUCAUCUGUCAACCAUCAUUUCUUUGAUCCGUGACAUACC